Molecule: messenger RNA, 1083 nt
Organism: Chenopodium quinoa (quinoa)
Lineage: Eukaryota; Viridiplantae; Streptophyta; Magnoliopsida; Caryophyllales; Amaranthaceae
Product: ATPase family AAA domain-containing protein FIGL1-like
Exons: 7
Coding region: 1-738 (245 amino acids)
Cellular component (GO): eukaryotic translation initiation factor 3 complex; cytoplasm
Molecular function (GO): translation initiation factor activity
Source: RefSeq, a predicted model, not a curated record
AUGUCGACACUCGAAUCAUUUGUGAGGUCCGCGACAAAGUAUACAAGUGAGGGGCUUGUUCCAUUAGGAGGAGCUGGAGGUCGCACCUUUGUUGGUCGACGCGAAAGCUCUAUUCCUUUAAGAGUCAUCUCCCCCACUCUUGUAUCUGCUCCCCACACUGUUCGAACUGACUUAGGAGUUCCCGGUGGUGCUCUUUGGGAUUGGCGAGUGGAAAAGCUAGUGAGGGCUCUUUUUGGAGUUGCCAGUUGCUGUCAACCAGCAGUGUAUGGGAUUCUUGAGAUUCAAAUUUAUAGAAAGAAGGCUUUAAGAGAAAAUCGCAAAUCAGAAGGUGAGCAUGAAGCAUGUAGGAGACUCAAGACUCAGUUUCUCAUCGAGAUGGAAGGCUUUGACAAUAUUAGUGAACAGAUUCUGCUUAUAGGUGACUGUUCAUACUGUGAUUUUUUAGAAUAUGCUGAACUGAUUUCUUAUAAGCUUCGUCUGUAUGAGAAAAGUUACCACUAUGUUGGGUUACUAAAAGCAGUAAUGAGGCUGUCAACAGGCUCUUUAAAGGCUGCAGAUGCAAAGGAAGUUGCCGCCUCAGUUACAGCAAUUGCAAAUGAAAAAAUGAAGGCAGAGAAAGAGGCCAAUGCGGGCAAAAAGAAAACAGGCUUAAAGAAAAAGCAGCUUCUUGUUGAUAAGCCUGAUGAUGAUUUGGCUGUUGCUGCCUACGAUGAUAAUGAUGAUUAUGAUUUCAUGUGAGCACAUAAUGAUUCAUAUAUUCAAGCAUUCAAGCUGAAUCCUUUGAUUGUUCGAGAUUGUGAAAAUUUUCAAGUCCCUUCUCCACACCAACUUUGGUAUACAGUAUAUAGUUAUGUUAUGUCUGGAUUGGAGAUGAAGACCGAAGAGAUAUCCUUAAGGAUAGCGUCACAUUGCCCAGUUGAAUUCAGCUGGUGCCCCUCGUUUGGAACUGAAUUUUUGUACGCUUGCAUAAUUAUUCUGUAACGAUUAGUUCACACAUCGAUUUACUGUGCAAACCUGUAUUUGAUUGGUUCACACAAGCUGAUUGCUACUUAUGAUAAUCAAGAUCUCUGUCAUUUCUACGCC